This is a messenger RNA of Cotesia congregata, 10011 nucleotides long. The record is from the annotation of a GenBank genome assembly. NCBI's taxonomy places the organism in Eukaryota, Metazoa, Arthropoda, Insecta, Hymenoptera, Braconidae.
AUGUUUGAGGGUGCAGUGGCAGCUUUUUUAAAUCGUCUCCUAGGAAGAUAUGUCGAGGAUCUUGACACUGAACAAUUCAAUGAUAUUUAUAUUGUUACUGUACCGUCAAUGUCUGGGAUUUAUGAUCCGGAAAUACAAAAAAAAUUGAUGCGCGCCUCAAAGAGGAAAGUCUUGGAAGAUUUGGAAGGUGAUGGAUUACUUCGUUCAGGAUUACCUUCGGGCCUUCUUGACAAUCUGAUGGCAUCAGUUGUUAAAAAUUUUCAGAUAACAGUGAAUAAUGUUCAUGUAAGAUAUGAAGAAACUUUUUCUGAUGGUUUUAAAAUUGCUUGUGGAUUAUGUCUACAAAGUUUUUCUAUGGCUACUACUAACAACAAAUGGAAACCUGGCGUUACUCCAGUUACCUCAACAUCAGUAUAUCAAUUAAUACGCGUGGAAUCCCUUAGUUUAUACUUAAAUCCAAAUGGAAAUUCUUCAUUACCAUUUUAUCCAAAAAUAUGGGAUUUUACAAAUCUUUUGGCCUGGAAAGCAGUUAUGCAUCGUUCUUUAAGAACUUUUGCUAUAAAUAGUGAAGAAUUUCAAUUUCUUAUUAAACCUUUUACAACUAAAAUCAAAGUGAUUAUGAAUCAAAGUAACGAAGGACAGGCUGCUAGAAUGUUAGUUGACAUUGUACUUCAAGAUAUUGCAAUGCAAAUAUCCGACAAGCAAUUUGCUGCAUUUUGUUUACUGUGGGAAUCACUUCAGCAAGGCUCCGUAGAAAGAACAAAAUUAAUUCAAAAAUGUCACCCAGUAGUUAAAAUAUCUGAAAACUCAAAAGCUUGGUGGCACUACGCUUGCACAGCUAUUCUUGAACAAAACAUUAGGCCUUAUACUUGGAAAUAUAUAAAAACUCACCGUGAAAAUUAUAAAGUUUAUAAAGAAACAUUUAUACAAAGUUUAUUAAGACCAAAUGAUACUGAAUUAAAAUUAGAUUUACAAAAGUACGAAGAUUGUUUAACAAUUUUAAACAUUAUUAUUGCAAGAGAACAUGCUAAAAUUGAAUUAAAAGAAAAUUAUCCGGAUUGUGUAACUGUUGAGUCUGGAUCAAACAUCAAACUUGCUGUUAAUUGUGAAAAAAUUCAAGAAAUUUGCGGUAUACCGAGUAGUCCGAAGCCAAAUAAUACAAAUGACAAUGAGACUAAAUUUAAGCUAGAAUUAAUGCCUAAAUAUAUAGAAAAAAAAUACAAUUUUACAUUAGCUAAUUGGUCGUUUAGUUUAUUCAGCAAUGAUCGUGAAAUUCUUGUGACAACAAUAACGCAAUUUUUAACCAGCAUAGAAACACGACCUGAAUGCUUAGCUUACAAAAUAUCAGCUCGUGCUGAAAGUCUUGUUAUUGAAGGAGCUUCGUCAGAAAAUGACUUGAUACCUCUUGUCACAGCGGACAAUAUUUUAACAGGGAAUGCGGCUGUUAAUUUUUUAGCGAUAGAUUUUGAAAAAAAUCCACCAAAUUCAGACUACUUUAAUUAUGACAUAAAUGUUAGAUUAGAAGCAUUUGAAGUAACUUAUCACAAAUACGCAAUGCUAGAAAUAUUAAAUUUGUUUAAACGUAAUAAAUCUCACGUUCAGCAUUUAGCGUAUAGCCUCCAACGUGGCUAUAAAAGAACAAAAAGUAAAUGUAUUACGCUUAUUAACUCGAUAAUGAAUCGAAGAUUAAGAAUAAAUUUAAAAUUAGAUAUUAAAGGCCCGUAUUUUGUUUUCCCGGAUAACGGCUCUAUACAAGAAGGAGAGCAUAUUCUUAUACUUGAUUUAGGUAGAAUGACGCUUAAAACAGAAUUACAAGCAGUAGAAGUACAACUAGAAGAUGCAACCUUAAUGGAAUUAGAAGAAUUGCUUUAUGAUCGUAUCCAUAUAGUUUUAACUGAUAGUCAAAUGUUGAUAUGUCAUACUGGUGAUGACUGGCGUGAAUCACGGGGUUGGAAGGACUCUGAAAAUCAUGUUAUACCUAAAAUACAAUCAAAUGUUACCGUGUCUUUUAGUAUUAAACCUGAUUAUCGUUUGCUACCAAAAUUAAAGCUCAACGUAUCUAUUUCUACAUUGAAAAUAAAUUUAUCUAAGCAUAAACUACUUUGUUUUAAUGAAUUUUUAAAUCUACUAUCGAUACCAGAUCUUGAUGACAUUGAAGAAUUCCGACAAAGUCUAUUAAAAAUUCAAGAAGAAACAAGUGAAUUUAUUUCACUUUCAUCUGAACAAUUAAUCCGUGUAAGAACAAUCGUAGCUCUGUCAUCAUUUAUUUUGGGCCGAGACGUAUCUAAUUAUUCUACUGUUUUACCAUCAACAAUAAUAACCGAAUCGGAAAAAAGUAUUGUUUCUUCUUCGGAAUUUAGCGAAGAAGAUCUUGAGCAGUGGAUUAAAUCAGUCAAUUAUUCUGGAUUUGAUGAUAACACCUCACCACACAAUCAUGUUAAUUUGUUACUUAGAAUAGUAAUAGGUGAAUUGUGUAUUCAUGCAUGUAGUACAAGUAAUGGUAGAGAAAAACCGUAUUUAAUUCUACGUCUUUGUACACUUUACUUGGAAUCUGCAAUAAUGGAGUACGGACCAGCUUUUCAGCUAGGAGUGGGUACUAUUGUUCUUGCUGACAAAACAAACGCCGGAAUUACAGGGUCUUAUCUUGAGCUUAUAUCAACUGACGGCUCAUAUGAUAUUAUCGGUAUGUCUUAUCGUAAAGUCCGAGCUAAUUGUCCGGAUUUUAAAUCACAUUUCAAGAGCAUUGAACAAUCGCUAGUAUUCAAUAUACGUAAUCUUAAUGUUGUUUUUCACCAACAAGCUUUUCUUAAGAUUAAGGACUACUGUGACGAUUUAAAAACUAUACCAUUUCCUGGACAGAUACCGAAUAUCAUUGAAAUAAUAAAGUAUGCAUUUAAUUUCUUAAAAAAAAAUGAAGACGAUCCACCGGUACCGCCUGGCGCUAUUAAACUCAGUUAUUCGGCGAGACUUCAUACAUUUGUACUGCGACUUUGUACUAAAGACAUGGAUCUUAUGGAAAUUCGUGUAUUGGGAUUAGAAAGUGACUGCAUUUAUAACGCGAAUGAGAGAAUGAUAUUAACAGCAUACCUUCGUGGGCUUGCUAUUGAAGAUCUUAGUGAAAUUACCCUUUACUCGAAAAUUCUUACUACUGACGACGAUAAAGUAUUUGAUCUCAAAUAUGUGAGACACGCACCAAAACUUUAUUCAGCAUCUGAAAUGAAAGCGAGCGACGACGUUAAAACCGAUGGAAGUUUUAAACUUUCAUUUGGAAAAAUAAAUUGUAUAUUGUUAUCAGAAGUAUUUCGGGAUUGUCGGCAUUUUAUAGAACCUUUUAUACAUCUUAUUAAAUCAAUUAUGCCAGCUCAGGCAUCUCAGCUUUUUGUUUACUGGAGUGUUGAAGAGUUGAGAAAAAGUCCCACAAAAUUACGAAUUUUUAUUGAUUUUCAAGUCCCAACGUUUCUUUUGCCACAGGCAAGAGAUGUGCCCAAUGUCAUCCUUUUAGAUCUGGGCAUUUUGACGAUUGAAAAUUUUUUUAAGAUAAAUGAAAAGAUACGAAUCACUGAUGAAAGCAUUCGGGAAAAUUAUUCGUCUGUCCUGGACAAUAUCUUGAUUAAAUUUUCUUCUAUGACUUUGUCACGAGCUAUCAUGACACUCGCUGGUGUUUUAAAAAUCCAAGAACCAAUCAUAGAGCCUGUUCAAAUUCGGUUGGAUGUAAAGAGAAAUAUUGAAUGUCGUAAUAAAACAGGGCUUCAAGUGUACGGUCUUUGUGAAAUUAUUGGAUCUGUGGACUUACUCAUGAUUAACUUAAGUCAGAAAGACUUCGCGUCAAUUUUGAUUAUUUGGGAGGAUAAUUUAUCAAAAAUAAUAGCAAUUCAUCAGAAUGAUACAAUUGAUAAUGAAUCGUUGAAAAAAACAAUUAAUUUUGAAAAUGAAGCAACGGUGUUGAGUUCGCCAGUACGUGACUUGAAUGACGGCUUAGGAAAGCUUACUCUUGGUGAAAUAAUCAUGACUUUUGAGCUAUACAGCAACAAAAGUAUGAGUAUGAAAGUUUCUUUAAGAACUUGCAUUCUAGAAGACACAAGAAAAGAAGAAACAGUAAUUCGCAAAAUAAUCCAAUCACCAGCAAAAUCAGCAGGACUGAAUUUUGAAUCUUGUAUCUCAGUAUCCGAACCACCAGUAUUUGACUUUACUUUCACACAAGCUCCAGCAGGAGAUCAGUGCAUUGAUAUGCUCAUUGAAGAAACUCGAUUCAACUUAUCAAUUCCAUUUUUACUACAGCUAACUCGUUAUUUUGUUGACUCCCUGCCUGCUGAACCACCAGAUACCGGUGUUGUCAAUGAAGCUUAUGAAGGACAUGCAGAGAAUCCUGCUGAGAAGAAAAAAGUGUUCCGAAAAUUUUCAACUCAAAAUAUAACAGAUUUAUCCGAACAAUCAGGUACAUCGGUGUCUAUACGAGUACGUAAACCAGAAGUUUUAUUGUUUGGAGAUUUGAAAGCUAGCAAUGCCCAUGCGAUCCUGGUCCAAGCAGAGCUAACAAUCGAGUAUAGUCGCCAUGCAGGAAUAUCAUCUAUUGUAUGCGUGUUAUCAAACGUCUGCGCUAAAAGCAAAAGUCAAGAGCGAUAUCGUCGUCAAGCACCGCAGUCUGUGCUACAUCCUUGUGACAUCGAAAUCAGCGCCAAGGAGAAGUCCCCAGACGACCGAGCACAAAUAUGUCUCGAUGUGAGCCCAGUCAAUAUCCAUCUGUCUGCCGGAGUUAUCUGCACAUUCAGCCAAAUUUUGAACGAUGCUGCUGGAAUUUUUCGAAUCAUCGAUGCCAAAUUUGAUAACAAAAAUGGAAGCUUGGAAUCAAAUUCGCACAUCGAUCUCUGGUCUCCAAAGAAAAUUUUCUCGGUUCCUUGUAAGCGCAACAGUCAGGAAGAACAUUCGCUGAUCAACUCAGCAGCGUUGGUGAAUGAGCACUCAACACAAGUGAGAAUUUUUAACUUAAAACCAGUUGUUAUUCAUCUGGUCUUUGAAAUGGAAGAAACUAUUGAGCGUAUUCCUAUGAUAAAAGCUGAAAUUGAAGUAGGUGCUACAAUCAGCUCUGUCAAUGAUAGAUUUCAACUUGAAUCUAAUUUUAAAAUUCAUGCAUUUUGUUAUAAUCACAACCGAGGUAAUUGGGAACCUUUAAUUGAACUCUGUACACAAGACGAUGUUGCUUAUAACCCAUGGGAAUUGACAAUACGAGCUUAUCAAGUUGAAGCACAUGAGCUUAGCUCCUGCUGCCGUCACUCUUGGAAUCAAAUAAAAAAAUCUUCACCAAAAAGACGAAGAACUGAAAAUUACAACAGUGAUGACGAUCAAAGUAACGAAGAUAUGAUUUUUAUAAGACCCAAUUCUAAUCUUACGUCAAAAAUAAGCUUACCAGAGUACACGUUUGAACACGAUGAUGAUUCAGAUUCUAAUGAAGAAGAGGGUUCUGAAAAAUUAGCUAGGAGUUUUAGUCAUUUAUUUACAAAAGAUCAAAGUGACGAAGAUGAUGACAGUGAUUCCGACCGUUCUAGUAAAUGUGAAGACGAAGGUCUUGAAUUAACCCCUGAUCAUGUGGCUGAAAUAAAUGACUGCCUACAUGAUCACACGUUAAUUAAAAGUGAUUGCUGGGCAAACUAUAUUAUUAUCAAUGCAGAAGAGCGGCUUAAUUUCACUGUCACCAAAAAUACUAUAGAUAUUUUUGAUAUUAUUCUGGAAUUAUUUUCAAAAAGCUGUACGGAAAUUCCAAUUGUCCCUACAAAUGUUGGGAAAUUGAGUUUACUUAACAAAAUUGGGCAUACUAGUAAGAUAGAAUUGCGAGCUGAAGAAAAAGGAAAUAGUAAUAAUAUUAGUCGAUUAAUAGCAAGUAAAGAAUUCAAAAUUAAAGAUGAUUCUCCUGUCAGUGCUCCAAGUAGUCCUGAGAGUGAGAACAAUAUUUUUGGUGAACAAUAUAUAGAAUACGGGUUUAUGGACCAAGAUGACAAGUCUUACGAUAAUUCUCUUAAUAAUUUAGUUAUCUUUCCUGAUCAAUCUCCGGUCAAUAUUUACAACAGUUUAACCGAAGAGAGUCUAAGGAUUUACAUUGAUGACUUUGAAGAAUCAGUGAUUUUUUGUCCUAAAUGGCAAGGUUAUAAAUUAAUACCGUUACGUCCGGCAAAACACGACGUUCGAUAUCAUCUAAUUGUUGAAGUAAUCACCAAUCAUCAUUUACAUCGAACAAUAACUGUUCGAUCGCCUCUUCAAUUUCGUAAUGAAACUUCGUAUACGCUGGGGCUGUAUUACAAAAAACAAUUAGCUGAGCAAUUAAAACUUGAGCACAUUGGUGAAACUUUAAAUCCAUUUGACGACAGUAUGAGGAUAGCUGUCAUUGAGCCUCAUGAUAUUUACAAUGUUCCUAUGUAUAUUACUUAUCAUUUUCCUAUUCAUAUCAUGCCUGUACAUUUUGGAGAAUAUCAAGUAAGUGACCGUGGAAUAUUCUGGAAAGAAUUAUGUGAGCAUUUAAAUACUCCUCGUGAUAUUUAUUGUCAAUCUAAAGAUGGAAAUUCUAAUUCAAUAUUUGGAGUUAAAGUAACUUGUAAUGAGCAUCCAAAAUUUGAGAGAAUUAAUUGCCAAGUGCCACAGUAUCUCAUCAGCAUUGUUCCACCUAUAGUAUUUGAUAAUAAAUUACCAUUCGUUAUUGACGUUGAUGUUCCAUCAAUAGAUUAUGAAGUUAGAAUCGAACCAGGAGAACGGAUAAACGUAUAUUCGAUAAAAUGUGACAAUGACACUACAAUUAAUUUCAAAAUUAAAAACUACCUUGGUUCUCAAUGGGCUGGAACAUUUAAAUUAAACUCAGAAUUAGAGAGAAAAUUAAUUAAAAUGUUUGCGGACGGCGAUACAGAUGCUGUUUGGAGGCCAUUUAUGUUGUGUGUUGAAUUAAAUAAAUUAAGUAGUUGGACAGUUGUUAUUUAUUCCGAGUAUUGGAUUAUUAAUAAAACGGGAUUACCUUUGAAAAUUCAGGAAACUUUGUCAAAUACCGUCGAAAUUCCUGGCGAAGACUUGAUAGUUUUUUCUCAGAAGAAAAAUCGUCGUAAGCUUGUGAUGCUAAAAGUUCAUCAAUCGGAUUGGUCAAUGUCAUUUGGCUUGGAUGCAAUAAGUUCAAUGUCUCUGAUAGUAUGCAAAGACGUUGAACGUAAACGAAAGUACAGAAUACUUGCAGAAAUAGCUGAUUCAACAUUAUCACCAAAUUUUACUAAAAUUGUAACCUUUUUACCUUAUUUCUUUGUGAAAAAUAAUACCAAACGAGCUCUAAGGUUCAUGGAAGAAAACGAAGAUGCUGAUUUAUGGAACGAUUUGCCAGCAGGACAAGGUAUCGCUUUCUGGCCUUACACAGAGUCCAUGAAAAUGAGAGUUAAAUGGAAGAACAGCCAACUCGUAUCUCAGCAUUUCGAUUUUACUAAUAUUGGAAAAAUUGUCCUGAGAAUGGAAAAUGGAUCAGCUCUGUGCGUUGAUGUGAAAGGAGGAAAUAAUUCUCCUUUCCGAAUAAUUUUUGAAAAAUACGAGUGCGGAGAUGCACCGGUACGAGUUGAUAAUCUCUGUGACGAUUUAUUUUUAAAAUUAAAUCAAGUUAAUUUAGGACAAGUAGCUUUGCUCAGUCCUUUCCAAAGUGUUCUUUAUACGUGGGAUGAUCCUACAGAAAUAAGAGAACUCGUAUGGAAUAUUUACAAUAGUAAAACUAAAAGUUAUACCGCACAAUUUUAUACUGAUGGCUACGGACAAGAGACUGUUACAUUUCGAACAUUGAAACGAUCACCAGUUAUGCCUCACUCAAAUUUUAUAACUAAAAAAUAUCCAAAUGAUACUAAAUUUGCGCAUUCUGUUAAUUCGACGUCACUUUGUAGCAGCAGUGAUGACUCUGACAGUGAGGCAGAGGCUAAUGCUCCAACUAUAGAGAAAGUCCAAAAAAAUAAAGCUAUUGUUUAUUGGAUAAGUUAUGCUGAAAAGAAACAACGAGUUUUAAUGUUUACUCAGGAUGAAAAUACCUUUUUAAAAGCUAAAAGUCUUGUGGACCCUGAGUGCAGUAAAAAUGAAGUAUUUUUAGCUCUAGCAGGAAUUGGUUUAAGUAUUAUAGCAGAGUCGCAAAUACCUAAUACAAACGGACGGGAAUUAGCAUACGUUAGUAUAACAGAUUCAGCUGCUCACUGGGAGUUAGACAUUGGAAAACGUUGGAAAGCAUUGACAUUAGAACUUAACGCAUGGAUGGAAGACAAAUACAAAAAUUCAUCCAAUAAUAUUGAGUUUGAUAAUUAUAUUAAUGUUAAUUUUGCUAAAAUGCACAUGACUAAACCGUUCUUUGGUAAACUUCGUCGCACAUAUUCACCUGGAAUUUGGAUUCACUUGAGAAAAUCAAAUACACUGACAUACGUACAGGGAAACAUUCACAGGAUACAAAUUGACAAUCAAUUACAUGAUGCUAUUUUCCCAAUUAUUCUUCGACCUGGAUCAAAAAAAUGUUUCAGUAAUAGCUCAGGAGUACCAAGAUUGAAACACUGCAUUGAAUUUUUCUUUUUAAAACAAACUAAGAGUACUCAUGAUGUUUACAAAAAAAUAAAUUUAAUCAUACGUGAGUUUCAUGUUAAUUUACAAGAAGAAUUUCUUAUCCGAUUGAUUAAAGAUUUAUUUCCAAAAAAAAAAGACGAUACUAAACAUUCACUUGCAUCAAGAUUAAAAACCGAUUUAUCGAAUGUUUAUGUUUCUUUGCCUUGUCUGCCAGAUAAACAGGAUCGCAAUCGUAGUAAUAUUAUUGAACUUGUGUAUAUUGCACCUAUACAAUUGCAUGUUAAAUUUUUGGCCUCCGCUGAAGCAAGAGUUAUUAGCCAAGACCCGAUGGAUUAUUGUAAUAUUAUACGAAUGAUGUUUGCAUAUGCCAGCAAAGGAACAUUUUUAAAACAAGCUGAGUUCAGGUUACCUCACUAUGAACGUAUUGACACUAUGAUGGACAAUGAAGAAUGGUUAUUAGAUGUAUGGAAAAAUUAUAAAUCCGAGCUGAGGCAUCAGUUUAAUGUAUUAAUACUGUCAAUGACAGUCUUGGGUAAUCCCUAUAGCUACAACUUUAAAUGCCCUGGAGAUAGUUUCUAUGACACGGAUACUUUAGUUAUACAGGGCGAUGAAACGGCUGAGAAACUCAGCUAUAACGUUGCAUACCUUUUAGGAUAUUCGUGUAUGGACGGCCUAUUUACUCCCAUUAUCAAUAUUAAUUUAUUUGAACCAGAAACAUCUCGUAAUAAGAGAAAAAUUUCACGAUUCGAGAGUACAGACACUCCGUUAUCGGCGUUAACACUGGAUAGAUCAUAUUCAAUCGGUGUUGAAUUAGAAAUGUCUGGCUUGAUAGUUAAGCCAUCAGAUAAUACUCAUCAAGAAGAAUUAAAAUAUUCUUUAAAAGCUCUCAGCAAAGGAAUAAUUGGAAUAUCUAAAUUAGAGGACGGAAAAUCUUCAUUAAGAAUUCAACCUGGUUUAAUAUUAGACACGAUAAAAAGAGCUCAAGAAAUGGGAUAUAAUUUUAUAUCACGAAUACGCUUUCCUCGUUAUAUUAAUCCGUACCUGGCAGUAGAACUAUACUCAACUUACAAAGCUCGUGGAAUGUAUCUUUUAAAUACAAUAAUAAAGAGUGAAUAUGCGAAUGCUGAAAUUUACUGGGCUCAUGCUGCACUUUCUAAUGACGGAAAACACAUAGCUCUUGUGUCUUUACAGAAAAUUUAUCUCGUGGAAAAACGAUGUAGCAUUUGGGCAUCUUGGCACGUUGCAUGGUCCAUCGAAACGAAAGAACUUAUAGAACCACCUGUUGUUGAUGGAAAUAAACUUAUUCUUCAUGUGAAUAAAAUAUCACAGAAUCAAAUUCUAUCGCAGACCACAGCAGAUUGGUAUUUGGAGAGCGAAGAUACGACGACAUUGAAAUGGCUCAGUCAAAAAAUAAAUACUGCCAUGAUAUUAAAUAUGAUAAAUUCAAGAUACCGAUCAGGAUAA